AGGCGGGGCGGAGGGCGGGCGGCCGGCGCGCCCGGCCCGUGGGAAGCAGCGGCAUCUGCUCUUUCCACGCUCGUUCCCAGCGGCUCCCUCUGAAACCCAACCCGCCCGGCCCAGCCCCGCCUCGCCCGCCCCGCCCCCGGGGAUCGGGUUACAGGAGCCGGAGCUACCGCGCCGCGCCAGAUGGCCAGGCCGCUGUCCACCCCCAGCCCUUCGCAGAUGCAAGCCAGGAAGAAACGCAGAGGGAUCAUAGAGAAACGGCGUCGAGACCGCAUCAACAGUAGCCUUUCUGAAUUGCGACGCUUGGUCCCCACUGCCUUUGAGAAACAGGGCUCUUCCAAGCUGGAGAAAGCCGAGGUCUUGCAGAUGACGGUGGAUCACUUGAAAAUGCUCCAUGCCACUGGUGGGACAGGAUUCUUUGAUGCCCGAGCCCUGGCAGUUGACUUCCGGAGCAUUGGUUUUCGGGAGUGCCUCACUGAGGUCAUCAGGUACCUGGGGGUCCUCGAAGGGCCCAGCAGCCGUGCAGACCCUGUCCGGAUUCGCCUUCUCUCCCACCUCAACAGCUACGCAGCCGAGAUGGAGCCUUCGCCCACGCCCACUGGCCCCUUGGCCUUCCCUGCCUGGCCCUGGUCUUUCUUCCAUAGCUGUCCAGGGCUGCCAGCCCUGAGCAACCAGCUCGCCGUCCUGGGAAGAGUGCCCAGCCCUGUCCUCCCCGGUGUCUCCUCUCCUGCUUACCCCAUCCCAGCCCUCCGAACCGCUCCCCUUCGCAGAGCCACAGGCAUCAUCCUGCCAGCCCGGAGGAAUGUGCUGCCCAGUCGAGGGGCAUCUUCCACCCGGAGGGCCCGCCCCCUAGAGAGGCCAGCGACCCCUGUGCCUGUCGCCCCCAGCAGCAGGGCUGCCAGGAGCAGCCACAUCGCUCCCCUCCUGCAGUCUUCCUCCCCAACAUCCCCUGGUCCUACAGGGUCGGCUGCUUACGUGGCUGUUCCCACCCCCAACUCAUCCUCCCCAGGGCCAGCUGGGAGGCCAGCGGGAGCCAUGCUCUACCACUCCUGGGUCUCUGAAAUCACUGAAAUCGGGGCUUUCUGAGCUGCCCCUUCACCACCCCGCCCCAAGGAAUAAGGAAGGUUCUUUUACCAGGAGCCCAAAAAAGGGCACUGCCUUUUCUUCUUUGCUUCGUGGACUGGCUCAUAUGUGAAGGCAUGUUCUCCAGCCAUCAGAGGCCCCCUCCUCCUCCAACCCAUCUCUCCUCCUCACUGUUAUCCCAGCUUAUCCACCCAGCUCUCCUGGAGCUGUUCUCGUCUCAGAGGCUUGGUUCCAUUUCUCACUUGAACAGAUGAGUCCUGGGAGAGACCCUCAGAGAUGCGCCCAGACCCCUUUCCUGCCCUCUGCACACCAGCAGCAGGCAUGAACCUUGGGUCUGGGAAAAAGCUUUAACCUGCAGGGCACCAGGACCCAAGGCAGGCUGUUCCUUGGAGCGGUCAGACCCCAGUCAGGAGCAAUGACUGACUGGCUGCAGCCUUCCCACGCCAAGAGGCUGGAACAUAGUGUCUGCCUCGCUUCCUGGAGAUAGUAACUGAGCAGGGGCUACAAAGAGGUCUCCUGGGAACCCUGUCUGCCCCUUCCCACCUGUCCUUGGGCCACACCAUCACACUGAACCACAGGACAGACCCUUUCUCCACCACAGCCAAGGCCUGGAGACUGGGGGCCCAGCAGAGCCUGCUCCCACCCUCCUCCCAGCAGCAGACACCCACCCUCUCACUGACUAACAGGUCCCUGCACACAGCUGGCCUGGUAAACCCAGCUGGGAGGUUUCUAGGCAGCAGCAAAACUCUGUGACAGGGUGUCCUCACACCAGGCCUUGGACAGCUCUCCCAGACAGGAGCCAGGGUUGAGCAAUGGAGAGCCCAGCCCCCGCGUCUUACAGUCGCCAUCCUCCAGGCGUGUGGUCCCUCCCCAUUGGGUGCACAGUGCAGAGGGGCCGUGGCCCCAUGUGAUGGUGCGCAGAGAGGAACCUCUUGGGAUUCAGCACCAGACGUCUGUGCUGCCUGGUUUGCAUCCGGCUCACAGAGCCCAGACUGCUGGAACAGCCAAGGACUGUCAGGCUGGACAAAAAUAACUGCGAGGAGGGGCAAGAGAAAGGAUGAUUCGAGGCACCUCGGCCCUUCAAGGUCAUGCAGUGGGUCGAGGGCCUGAGAUCCUGUUCACCAGGACUCCACAGAGCUGGCUCUGCUCAGAAGCCAUUUCAUUCCCCGGCUCCACCCUAGGGCACUUUUUCUAACAGAGGAAACAAAUGGUCCAGCAGUCGUUCCCAGCAGAACAGCAGAGCCUGGACUGACACCCAGUGGGACCAGUGUUGCCACACCAGUUGAUAAAAUGCAGAAACCCUUCUGUACUCGUUGGUAAAUAUCUACUCCCCCAAGUGACUCCAGGUGCCGCCCACCGCCUGGCACUUCCCCCAGGACUCCUACGAUCUGGUUACUGCCUGGCCGAUCCAAGGCUGUGGAGUCCCAGAGCCAGCAGUUCACUGGUGCUCAUUCCACACUGGUUAGAUACUUCAGUUGUCACCCCUGGGAAGAUUCUCCCACCUCCUCCCUUUGAUGGAACCACCCUCCCCAGAGGCUGCAUUGAGGAGACUCCACAGACGAAAAGUGAGUUUGCAGAAACCUUGGGGAAAAGGGCCCUUUCAAAGAAGUGGAUAAGAGGGAGGAGAUCAUUGAGUGACCCAGAAAGCUCUUUUGAAAAGACAGACUCCUCAAGGAGAGAUAAAGAGGAAAGCACCUCUUUCAUUUUUAGUGUGAGCUAAUUCCAUCAGACUGCUGUCCUCCUGGACCCAUCUGAGAUGUGCAGUAGCAAGGAGAGGGGGGAUCAUUUUAGAGAGUGGGUCAUUGGCAGGGAGUGCUCCUGAGGGAGGCAGAGGGGAGACUGUGGUAGAAGGAAGACAGAACUCACACGUGCUCCCAGGAUUGGGGACAGGGACAGACGAGGUAACAGAAGGCAAAGGCCAGUUUCCCCUUUAUCAUGAAGGGGCCCACUCAGGACAGGAACAAGGACAACUCCUCCUCCUCCUCCUCUCCUGCUGCUCCUGGGAUACCAGGUCAGUGAUGUAGUCUUGCAGUUUGGCAACUUCCUAGCCUGAGAAUCCCUAGCGGGGCUGUGGGAAACACAUUUCCACGUUGCAAGUAUGCAACUCCAAAGAAUCUGUGAUGCCACUGAAAUGAGAUGGGAAUGAUCCAGCUCUUUCAGCAUCUUGGUUGAACUUGCUUUCAUUGUCCCUGGGAUAUUGUGGAAGGAAAGGUGACUGUGUGAUCUGAUUCCGUGGUCAAGGACUUGCAUCUUCUGUUUCUAUCCCCAAGCCUUCCUGGUGUCUCCAACUCCUACCCCAUUGCAUGGGUUGUUGCGGACAUCCAAUAAAGAUUUUUUUAGUGCUUCUGGAAACUUCCAGUAGAUUCUACUUCUAAACUAUCUCUGGAGUCCAUCCACUUCUGUCUGCACCCACAGCCACCCUGGCCAGGCCACAUCACCUCCCCCAGAUCACUGCCCUGGCCUCAGAAAGGUCUUCCCUCUUGCUUUGUCAAUCAGUUCUUAGUAGCAGCAGAGAGAAAUUGAAAGCUGCAGGUCAUAUCAUAUCAUCUUUAGUUUGAAAACCUCACUCUCUUACCCUAUUAUUCUAAAGGUCUUCUUCUUUUGGUCCCAACCUCACUUCCAGCCUCAUUUCUUGCCAGUCCCAGACUUGCUCCCUGAGCUUCUGCCACCUGCCCUUCCUUCAUUUCCUCGACAUUCCAGCCUCGUUCCCACCUCCAGCACUUUGCAUAUGCUGUUCCCUUUGCCAAGAAUGCUCUUCCCCUACCCUGUGCAUGGCUGAGUUCUGCAGACCCUCAGGCCUUGGCUUCAAAGUUGCCUCCUCCAAGAGGCCUUCCUCAACUACUGUACUUGUGGAGUUCCUCUAUCACAAGGCCUCUGUUCUUUCCCUUCAUGGAGAAUUUGCCACUGCAUAUCCAUUUGUGUAAUUUACUUGUUGGUUGACUGUGCCUCCCACUCGAGUGUAAGCUCAUGAGGCCAGGUGCCAUGCCUGGUUCACUCUCCACUCUGUACCCAGCAUUGAGCACAGGGCCUGGUCCAUAGUUGGCGUUCAAUAAAUACUUGUUGAAGAAGUGAA
Pan troglodytes (chimpanzee) is the source of this 4153-nucleotide messenger RNA. It is a transcript of the gene HEYL, whose product is annotated as hes related family bHLH transcription factor with YRPW motif like. The transcript is spliced from 5 exons. The coding region runs from base 181 to 1083 and encodes 300 amino acids. The record is from RefSeq and is a predicted model, not a curated record. Gene Ontology annotation, biological process: regulation of DNA-templated transcription. Lineage: Eukaryota; Metazoa; Chordata; Mammalia; Primates; Hominidae. Gene Ontology annotation, molecular function: DNA binding; protein dimerization activity.